Messenger RNA from Panicum virgatum (switchgrass), 1808 nucleotides. RefSeq lists its product as uncharacterized. Lineage: Eukaryota; Viridiplantae; Streptophyta; Magnoliopsida; Poales; Poaceae. The transcript is spliced from 12 exons. Bases 143 to 958 code for a protein of 271 amino acids. The record is from RefSeq and is a predicted model, not a curated record.
CUUUUUUUUUCUUUUUCUGAGAAGCAAGAAGAAAGGAGAUGAAAUCGAGACCGAGAUCAUGUGGUAUUUGGAGUCCGGCUCGGACACCAGACGAUACGAUCGACUUGCCUUGCCGCCUACGGAGUACAUACAGUGUAUAUAAAUGUCAUCUCUGUGCAUGUUGAUUAGUUUAUCAGUUCCUCUAAUUUGGAGAAGAGGGGCCCGGGAUUCAAAGCUCUCCUCAGCGGAAGCUACCAAUGUGGGUAGCAUUAAGAUCCAGACGAGCAGCACAACCUUCCAGAAGAACGGGCGGUUGCCGAAACCUCCCAAUCUUCUGCAAUCCACAGGCCCUCGGAGGAGGACGGUUCGACCAAACGGCCAACAGCAAGAUCCAGAAGAAUUGUUUGGCAAAAAAAAAAAACAGAAGAAAGAUGCUGCUGAAACGACUCCCUCUCAAUCAUCUACAGUAAUUCACGGGCCAAAGGAAGCUUCAACCAUGGCUGACGUGGGUGCUAGCUUGCAUGAAGAAGGAUUACCAGACUGGAUGUCACAGCUGUUCGAGAAAUUGGACUUGGAGGUGUAUGAGGAUAGCAUUUCCACUGGGGAGAUGGCUCAAGUAGGGACAUAUCACAUUGCAGAGGGGGGUAUUUCCUCUGAAAUCUACGGGAAAUCAAAAGGAAAAGAUUCGACCAUGGAUGUGGAUGGCUUGCAUGAAGAAGAUCCGUCAUCAGAUUGGAUCUCACUGCUGUUUGGCAAGUCAGGCUUGGAAGCAAAUGAGGAUUGUAUUCGUUCCGCAGGGAAAGUGGCUCAAGUAGAGACACCUCCACUGGUGGAGGGGGCUGUUUUUUCAGAGAUUGACAGAUCCUCGGAGAAGGAUUCGACCAUGACCAAGGCAAAGAAAGGAGAAUUGUUUGAUGAUGAUGAAGAUGAAUAUCUAGAUUGGAUAAUAAAGAUAUUGAAGAGUGGGGGGGCAUCAUGAUAUCUUAUCCCGUUAUAACCUGGAUGAAGGAGAAAAACAUAUCGCGCAUUAUGAUGUGCCAGAUGAGUUCUAUGAUCCUAUUGAAAUGGGCAAUGACACAAUGGACAAUUGCAAGAGUAUGAAGAGAGUUUCUAAGGAAGAUACAAUUAAAAAUGGAAUCAAGUGGAUGAGUGAGGAAUGCUUUCUUGCUUUCACAAAAUAUGCUGAAGAGAUUAAUAAUCUUGAGGGCAUCAAUCACAGGUUUGGUGAGCUUUGCUAUCAAUGUUUAAGUGUAGAAGCUCUUCACUAUUGAGACAGAGCAUAGAAGUACUGAUGUUUUGACUUCACAACUUUAUUUUGCUGAAGUAAAGCAACUGUCAUUUCUGCUGCCCGCUUGACCAAGAUGAUGAAGGGCACUGCUAUGGAUGCAAGAACCAGGAAAUGUAUGACCUAAAGCAUCCUAGUACAGGUUGUUAUGAGGUAGGAGCUGCUGAUAUAUGUUGGCCCUUUAUAGAUGACACUGAUUCUGGCAGUGAUGGUGAUGAUGAUUGUGGUGGCCUUGGCUGUUGACAAGCCAUCAAAUAUGGGAAGCUUGGGACAUGUAUGCGAAAACAAAGAUCUUGUGAGUGGUUCUUGGGAAGGACGAUCAAGCUUUGUUGCUACCUGAGUGUGUUAUUCAGCCUGCUACUGAUACCGCUGGAGGAACUUUUUUGUAAAUACUAUUAGCAUUUAGGAUGUUCCAGUUUCUGCCCCGACAAUAUACUAAUUCAGUAAUGCUGGUCCAAAUGAAUUUACGUUUGCCUUUCGUGCCAAAAUAACCAGACCUAAUUCUGCAUGCAGUUGGACUAAGGCUUUGUUUGGAUCCUAAAAA